CUGUAAUAGCCCUCGUUGAUUGCCUCUCACGGGUGUAAUUGUCAUUCCCACGUACAUCUGGCGCCAUCUCUGUGGCCGAGUUCAUCUCUGCGCGCCGUUAGAGUCGCACCAAGCCCUACUGCGAUAUCGAGUACCAGGUAACCGGCGUCCCUGCAACUGGCCCGCUAUCUGGGCGCCGUCCUCCGUUAGUCGCGACUCGCGCCCCUCGCCAGGUAUCUGACGAGCACCGCUCUCGGCACCGCUCUCACAGCGGCGCCCACCGCUGCAACAGAUCGGACCGCCGAGAUGGCCCAAAACAGGCCCGUCAGUGCCGCGCCGGUCCAGUUCUGCACGGCCCGCGCUGCGGCUGCGGCUGCGGCUCUGAGGCCGGCGCCGUCCUCGGAAGCGGCUGGCGGGGCGGCGCGUGUGACAUCAGAGAUAGCCGACCGGUCGGCCCCUCCUCCGCCCCCCAACCCCCGGCCGGCUGGCCGGUCGGCGACAGGGUACUUACGGGUCGGCGAGCCCGCCGCUCGAGCCGCCGCCGGCCGCAGUCUGAGUCGAGAGCGCGGACGGUGCGGGCGUGCGCGAUCUUGGGGAAGGAGUCGAGACCAAGAGCUCCAAGACGGCGGCGGUACAGUGCCCAGCGGGAGUGAUGGGGAAGGCGGCUGUGUCCCACAUCCACUUCGCCUCUGGAUACCACGUGCCAGCCUGGCUGAUGAGCGCACCUGCGGUGCGACACUGCCGGCAGAGGCUGGGUUUUCUCCGGAGGCGCCGCAGUGAUAACAGCAUUUCGGUCCGGCCGGACCGGGCGCAGGCCCAGCAGUGGGCUGCCUCCUUCGUCAACCUGGUCAACUCUAAAUAUGGGGUUGCCCUAUUCAGAGCGUUCCUGUCACAGGAAUUUGCCGAUGAAAAUCUCGAGUUCUGGUUGGCUGUCGAGGACUUCAAGAAGACCAGACACUCGAAGAUGGCUGCCAAAGCUCUGCAGAUCUACAAUGAAUUCCUCGUCACGCAAGCCCCCCGAGAGAUAAACGUGGACUCUGCCACACGGACGGCGAUCCAGAGCGGUCUGAGCGCGCCCGACGCUCACCUGUUCGACGCGGCGCAGCGGCGCGUGCAGCACCUGAUGGAGAGCGACAUCUUCCCCCGGUUCCUGCAGUCGCCCAUGUACCAGGAGCUGCUGCGAGACGAGCAGGGCAAGAGCCGGGCGCGCCGGUAGCCGGGGCCGCCGCACGGCGCCACUCGAGGCUGUGAGGGGCGGCCGAGCGCCGGCCGACCCCGACACGGGAGCACAUAUCACCAGCGCGGCGGGCCGGGCGCGGCUGCACACAGAUCGCGACGGUGGCGCCCCCGCGGUGGUUUCUCGGCGCGCCGCCAGGUGGCGCGCCGCUCGAGACCGCGCGGGCGCGCCUCCCAUUCGCCGCCGCUCGGCGGCCUGUACAAAACGGAGGCUGUCCCCGGUGUCCGGGCGCCGAACUUCCAGGGGCGAGCGGCGCCUCGCGACCGACCACAGGGACCGCCACUGUAUCAUACUGGUGUGAGCACGUCGCGCUCUUCACACGCGUUUUAGCGAGUAGCUCGUGUACCUAGUAAUUUAUUUCAGAGAAUGUAGCAUUUGUGAGACAUGCGUGUGUAUAAUUCAGUGGUGUGCUAUGCUGUGUAGUCUCUGGACUUUGCUCUGACUGUCUUAGUCGAUUCGUGAUGGACUAUAUUAUUUGAAUUUUGUCAUCAAAGACGGAAUGCCAGGAUUUGCUUUUGGUGUGUGAGAUAGCUAGUUCGGUGACACAGAGCUUUAGCCAGUGAUCGUUCGGAGAUUGGCCUCACCGCAGGCAACCUGUCGACGAGCGAACAAGUGUUUAUGUGUGUGUGUAUGUCGUGGUGGAACGCUUUACCCUUCUCUCUGUGAGGAAGCAGAUGAGCACAGUAGAUCUCGCCUGGGUGUACGUCUUCUGACGAAUUUUGCUUCGCGGCUUUUCCCAUUAUCAGAAUGAGAGCGAACCGUCAAUGCGUGCGGGAUUAGCGGAAGGUGUUGAGACUGUUCAUGUGUUUAGAUAGUUCAUAGACCCUGAAUGCCCAUUUUGUCGUGUUGAAAUGUGUUGGAUCUGAUAUUAUGUGACCAAAUACAGGCGAAUUCAAUUGU
Messenger RNA from Amphibalanus amphitrite, 2116 nucleotides. RefSeq names its product regulator of G-protein signaling 8-like. The coding region runs from base 632 to 1195 and encodes 187 amino acids. The transcript has 4 exons. The record is from RefSeq and is a predicted model, not a curated record. NCBI's taxonomy places the organism in Eukaryota, Metazoa, Arthropoda, Thecostraca, Balanomorpha, Balanidae.